This is a messenger RNA of Ananas comosus (pineapple), 913 nucleotides long. Its product is annotated as nicotinamidase 2-like. The record is from RefSeq and is a predicted model, not a curated record. The transcript has 2 exons. NCBI's taxonomy places the organism in Eukaryota, Viridiplantae, Streptophyta, Magnoliopsida, Poales, Bromeliaceae. The coding region runs from base 136 to 741 and encodes 201 amino acids.
AUUUUUCCAUAUCUACGCAUCCGGAGUCUUCCAGCGACGGACAGCAUUUUUCCCUUCUUCUGCAGAACCGUUGCUGCUUUCGUCAAUUGCAGGCCAUCUCAACGCUUCUCGCGACCGCCGAUAUCCUCUCGAUCUAUGGCCGCCGCCGGCGUUCCGCCGUCGGUGGCGAAGUACGAGACGCGGCGGCGGGACCCGAACCCGCGGGCGGCGGCGGUGCUGGUGAUCGACGCGCAGCAGCACUUCGCGGGCGUGGCGGCGCCGAUGCUGCCGGCGCUGCGCGCCACCGUGGGGCUGUGCCGGGGCGCGGGGAUGCGCGUGGUGUACACGCGCCACCGCCACCGCUCCCCCGCCGACUACGGCAUGCUCGGCGAGUGGUGGCCCGGCGACCUCAUCCUCGACGGCACCCCCGACGCCGCCCUCCUCCCCGACAUCGCCCGCCUCCCCCACGACCCUGUCGUCGACAAGUCCACCUACAGCGCCUUCGCCGGCACAGGUCUUGAGGAGAUGCUGAGGGGAAUGGGGGUGGAGGAGGUGGUGGUGACAGGGGUGAUGACAAACCUCUGCUGUGAGACUACGGCCCGGGAGGCUUUCGUAAGGGGGUUCCGCGUCUUCUUCUCCGCCGACGCCACAGCGACGGCGAACAGGGAGCUUCACGAGGCCACGCUCAAGAACAUGGCUUACGGAUUCGCCUACCUCGUCGACUGCGACCGGCUCAAGGCCGCCUUCACUCGCAAAUCUUGAGCUUUAUUAUGAUCGGGUCAGGAGUUCGAGUCGGAGUAUUUUAGAAUAACCAUGCCGCAACUUCUGUUUUAUAGUGUCAAUCUUUUGAACAACAUGGUAUCAGAUGUUUAUGUUAUGCCUUCAAAUUCCUAUAUCCGCCAUUUAAUGGUAUAAAUUUUGUUAUCUCUUGUUA